CCGCCCGUCCUGAGCGCGGCGCUUGCGCUAUGUGCACGCCGAGCUGAAUGGGAGCCGCCCUGCCUCCCCCGGUACCCGGAAGUGGCGGAGCGGGGCCUGUGGCGGGAGGCGGUGCUGGUCGCCAGCGCUUCACCCACCGGCUGAGACAAUGGGCACUGCAUAUUAAGCAGGGGCAGAAGACUGAAGCCCAUCUGGGGACAGAAUGAGUUUAAAAGAUGCUGACAGUGCAGUUUGCCAGGCAAAGACAGCCUACAAUCUUCAUAUUUACCCCCAACUCUCAACAGAAAGUGCUCCCUGCUGCAAAGUGACAGCAACCAAGGACAGCACAUCUUCAGAUGUCAUCAAGGAUGUGAUUAAUAUCUUAAACUUGGAUGUCUCGAAACAUUAUGUGCUUGUGGAGGUGAAAGAAUCAGGUGGUGAAGAAUGGGUACUUGAUAUCAAUGAUUCUCCAGUUCAUAGGGUUUUACUUUGGCCUCGUCGCGCUCAGGAUGAACAUCCACAAAAGGAUGGGUACUACUUUCUUUUGCAAGAGAGGAACACUGACGGGAGCAUCAAAUAUGUCCAGAUGCAGUUGCUUUCCAAGGAGGCAGAUGCUCGGCGUUUGGUUGAAAGGGGGUUUCUUCCAUGGCAUCAGGAGGACUUUGAUGACUUGUGCAAUCUUCCCAACCUGACAGAGACAACGCUCCUAGAGGAUCUCAAGUGCCGCUUUCUAAAACACAAAAUUUACACUUACGCAGGAAGUAUCCUGAUUGCAAUUAACCCCUUCAAGUUCCUGCCCAUUUAUAAUCCUAAAUAUGUCAAGAUGUAUGAGAAUCAUCAACUUGGGAAGUUGGAGCCUCAUAUUUUUGCCAUUGCUGAUGUGGCUUAUCACACAAUGCUUAAAAAGCAUGUUAAUCAGUGUAUAGUUAUAUCGGGUGAAAGUGGGUCUGGGAAAACUCAAAGCACAAACUUCUUAAUUCACUGCCUCACUGCACUGAGCCAGAAAGGGUACGCAAGUGGUGUGGAGAGAACUAUUCUAGGAGCUGGGCCAGUUCUGGAGGCAUUUGGAAAUGCAAAAACAGCACACAACAAUAACUCCAGUCGUUUUGGGAAGUUUAUUCAAGUCAACUAUUUAGAGAAUGGUAUUGUUCGAGGGGCUGUUGUUGAAAAAUACCUGCUUGAAAAAUCUCGCCUGGUUUCUCAAGAAAAAGAUGAAAGGAACUACCAUGUCUUUUAUUAUUUGCUACUUGGAGUCAAUGAGGAAGAGCGUAAAGAAUUUCACCUCAAGCAACCUGAAGAUUAUUUCUACCUCAAUCAGCAUAACUUGAAAAUUGAAGACGGGGAAGAUCUCCGACAUGACUUCGAAAGAUUAAAACAAGCCAUGGAGAUGGUUGGCUUCCUUUCAGCAACAAAAAAACAGAUUUUUGCAAUACUUUCAGCUAUUCUUUAUUUGGGCAACGUUACAUACAAGAAGAAAGCUACAGGUCGUGAUGAAGGGUUGGAAGUGGGACCUCCAGAAGUGUUGGACAUUCUUUCCCAGCUUUUGAAAGUUAAACGGGAAAUUCUAGUAGAGGUGCUAACAAAAAGAAAAACUGUGACUGCUAACGAUAAGCUUAUUUUGCCAUAUAGUCUCAAUGAGGCAAUAACAGCUCGUGAUUCAAUGGCAAAGUCCUUAUACAGUGCUUUGUUUGAUUGGAUUGUCCUGCGAAUUAAUCAUGCACUCCUUAAUAAGAAGGACAUGGAAGAAUCUGUUACAUGUUUGUCCAUUGGUGUACUUGAUAUUUUUGGAUUUGAAGACUUUGAAACCAACAGUUUUGAACAGUUCUGUAUAAAUUAUGCAAAUGAACAGCUUCAGUAUUAUUUCAAUCAGCACAUUUUCAAAUUGGAACAGGAGGAAUAUAAGAGUGAAGGGAUCACUUGGCACAAUAUUGACUAUACUGAUAAUGUGGCCUGCAUUCACUUAAUCAGCAAGAAGCCCACUGGCCUCUUCUAUCUUCUGGAUGAAGAAAGCAAUUUUCCACAUGCCACAAACCAAACUCUCCUUGCAAAAUUCAAACAGCAGCAUGAGGAGAACAAGUUUUUUGUUGGAACCCCAGUGAUGGAGCCUGCUUUUAUUAUUCGACACUUUGCUGGGAAAGUGAAAUACCAGAUAAAAGAUUUCAGAGAGAAAAAUAUGGAUUACAUGAGACCAGAUAUUGUUGCUUUACUACGAAGCAGUGACAGCGCUUAUGUUCGGGAGCUGAUCGGAAUGGACCCCGUGGCUGUGUUCCGCUGGGCUGUUCUGCGAGCAGCUAUUCAAGCAAUGGCUGUCUUUGCAGAAGCUGGACGCCAGAGAGCUCAGAAGACUGCAGGAGUGGUACGUCAAGGACCCGGAAUUCCCCUUGGAGAGCUCCAGAGGUCAAAUACACCAGUAGAAAAAGUCUAUCGAGACAUGCAUGAACAAAUCAUCGCAAGUAUUAAAGGACUUCCCUGGCAGGGAGAUGAUCCUUGUAAGCUGCUUCGGUCACUCAGCCGACUUCAACACCGCUCCCACUUCAUGAAAAGUAGAGGUAUCAAACAAAAGCAGAUCAUUCCUAAGAACUUGCUGGAUUCCAAGUCUCUGAAGCUCAUAGUAAGCAUGACUCUGCAUGAUCGAACUACAAAAUCCCUCUUGCACUUACACAAAAAGAAGAAACCCCCUAGCAUAAGUGCACAGUUCCAGACUUCACUUAGUAAGUUACUGGAGACACUGGGUAAAGCUGAGCCAUUCUUCAUCCGCUGCAUCCGUUCCAACGCUGAGAAGAAAGAGAUGCUUUUUGAUGAAAGCUUGGUGCUUCAACAGUUAAGAUACACUGGCAUGCUAGAAACUGUGAGAAUCAGAAGAUCUGGCUACAGUGCCAAAUACACAUUCCAGGAAUUCAUAGACCAGUUUCAGGUGUUACUGCCCAAAAAUGCCAAAGCCUCUAAGGAAGACAUUGGUGUUUAUUUGAAUAAACUAAAACUGGAUGAAAACUACUAUCAAAUAGGGAAGACCAAGGUUUUCAUGAAAGAGGCUGAACGGCAGAGACUACAGGAUACACUACACAAGGAAGUGAUCAGGAAAAUCAUCCUCCUUCAGAGCUGGCUCAGGAUGGUUUUAGAAAGGAGACGCUUUCUCCGAACACGACAGGCAGCCGUUGUUUUACAGGCUUGCUGGCGUUCCCGAUGUGUUAGGAUGGCACUGCAGAGGAAUAAUGCUGCCAUUUAUAUUCAGUCAGUGUGGCGAAGAUACAGGGAGCGAAAAUGCUACCUUCAGCAGAAGAGGAGGAUUUGUCUCCUCCAGGCCAUGGUCAGAGGGCAUCUACAACGUAAGAGAUUUCAGAAAAUGGCUCUAGAAAAGCAGAAAGCUGAAGAAAAGCAGGGAAAAACACCGGAAGGUCAAGACGAUCUGAGCAAGGAUGAGCACAGUGAGCCAUCCACAGAUGAGUUGCCUGAGACACACAGAUCAGAGCUGGAUCAAGCUGUUGGGGAUGGAGAUCAAACUCCAAAUGAGCAAUCUGAAACCUCAUCUGAAAAAGCCACAUUGCCCCAGAAGAACAUGACAGAGGCCUCUGAGAAAGUAACAAACAGCCGGGAGAAACGGGAAUCUCGCCGGCAGAGGGGGCUGGAACAUAACGAGUUACAGAAUAAGCAUGUCUUGCUUUCCCUCGAAGGACCAUCUUCACUGUGCCACGAGGAACAGACCUCUUCUGAAGAGUCCCUGGGAACUGUUCCAGUGCAAGAGAAAUCCACAGCAGAAGAUCCUGUUCUUCAAGGAAGCAGGGAGGGAGAGAGAAAUCCAAUUGAAGAAAAAGUUACUUCAGAUAUGGCACUGUCAAGUGAGCUAAAAGAAAGUAGUUCUAUCCCUGAGCAACCACCUGUAUCAGAAGUAGAUAUGACAGUUGAUAGAAUGAAAACACAAGGGAAUCAAAAUAACCAGAUAAAAGGCAGCCAAAGCUUUAACUGCCCUGAAAGACCGAAAAAUCUUGCACUGAAUCUUCAUAAUACCCUAUCUGCUACUGGGAGCUUUCAAACUCCAUCUGAAUGCUGGGCAGAUAAAAACAAACGUCUUGUUCAGAAGGCAGCCAAAGAUCUGGAUAGUCCUACUUCUUCCCCAAUUCAGAGAUACGUGGAUGACCCAGGGAAGCUAAAGUACAAGAGAGAGAAGUGGAAAGGAAAGAGACAAUCAGAUGCUGGUCAUAAUGAUAUGCUGAGUCAGUCUUUGGAUGAAAGAACGCGUGUGGAUAAGUCUCCUCAGGAUCAGUUAGAAAAGAAGGGGAAUUCAUCUUCAUUAAGUGAUCUUUCAAUACUGGCCCAGUGUGUUAUCAUGAGUCAGCAAUCACCAGAUGCAGUAGAAGAAGAAAAAGGCAACAAGAAAUAUCCUGUGCAAAAGAGGCCCGGUGACCUCUUGUCUACCUUGGACACAGCCAGUUCCAUGCAGCCAGCAAGUCAGCAAAUAGAUGCCAAGUCUGCUUUUAAAAGUCCUUUGCGUAGACUUCUGGGCAAAAAGCCAGACAAGAAAAUUCCAAAGGAGAGUCCUGAUGUGAUUGAUGAAGAAGGCCUCUCCCUUGUGUCUUGUGUCCUCUUUGCAGAAACAGGAGGGACACAGAAAGCUUCAGAAGCUUCUUCAGCGCAGCCCAGUCGCCCCCAGGCAGGGGAGCGCCAUUUGAAAGAGAGCAGUAAGACAAAGAAGAACCGUACUAUAAAGAUCAGCAAGAUCUCCAGUGUAUCUCAGAACUGGCGAGCUUCCAUGGUCCGUGAGAUUGCAAAUGCCAAUGAACUGAAACAUCUGGAUGAGUUCCUCCUAAAUAAGAUCAAUGACUUGCGCUCCCAGAAGUCUGGUGUUGAAUGCUUGUUUUUUGAAGCCACAGAGAAGUUUCGAGGAAACAUCAAGACCAUGUAUUCUGCUCCUAAUGGGCAAAUCCAUGUUGGCUACAAAGAUCUAAUGGAGAAUUACCAGCUUCUAGUUACAAAUCUGGCCAAAAAAAGGGAAGAGAAAGAAGUCAAGCUAGUUUUGAAUCUUUUCCAGUCCCUUCUGGAUGAAUUCAUCAGAGGAUAUAACAAAAAAGAAGAAUCUGAGCAGCCCAAGCAAACCAAGGCCCAGAAGAAGAAACGAAAACAAGACCGUGCAAUUGUGGAACACUGUGGCCACGUAUUCACAAACUACCAAGUGAACAUACGGCAAUCGUGUGAGCACUGCUCAUCCUACAUCUGGCCCAUGGAAAAGGCCUGCCUCUGCAGUGCUUGCAAGUUGACUUGUCACAAGAAAUGCAUGUCCAAAAUCCAGAGCAGCUGUACAUCCUGUGGAAAAAAGAACGAACAGGACACAGAACCACGACAUUUUGGAGUGUGUGUGAGUUCCCUGACCAGUGAGAGAAAUUCAGUCCCCAUUGUCAUGGAGAAGUUGCUGGAGUACGUGGAGAUGCACGGCCUUUACACGGAAGGCAUUUACAGGAAAUCAGGAUCAGCAAAUCGAAUGAAGGAGCUGAAACAGUUGCUGCAAGCAGAUCCAAACUCAGUGAAACUGGAGAAUUACCCUAUUCACACUAUCACGGGCGUCCUUAAGCAAUGGCUCCGGGAGUUACCAGAUCCCCUGAUGACAUCUGCCCAGUACAAUGACUUUCUUCGAGCUGUAGAACUCCCAGAAAAGCAGGAGCAACUCAGUGCCAUUUACAGUGUCCUUGAACAGCUUCCACAAGCAAAUCAUAAUACCUUGGAGCGACUCAUCUUCCAUCUGGUCAAAGUGGCUUUGAUAGAAGAUGUCAACCGGAUGUCACCCAAUGCCUUGGCCAUUGUUUUUGCUCCGUGCCUUUUGCGUUGUCCUGAUACCUCUGACCCUUUAACCAGCAUGAAAGAUGUUUCAAAAACAACCAUGUGUGUAGAGAUGCUCAUAAAGGAACAGAUAAGGAAGUACAAGAUAAAAAUGGAUGAAAUCAAUCAGCUGGAAGCAGCCGAGAGCAUUGCUUUUCGACGCCUCUCCUUGCUUCGGCAGAACAUGCUCUGGCCUGUAAAACUUGGGUUUUCUUCCCCUUAUGAGGGGAUGCUGAGUAAAAGCUCACAGGUCAAAGGCAGUGACAGUGGCAACUCGGAACUGGACUCAUUGCAUGAAGAGGAGGACGUUUCUGAAGCAGAUAACCGGGAAAAGGAGAUUCUCAUCGAUCGCAUACAGUCAAUAAAAGAAGAAAAGGAAGAUAUAACUUACCGGUUACCCGAGCUCGAUCAGCGAGGCUCUGAUGAGGAGAAUGUAGACUCUGAGACCUCAGCGAGCACAGAGAGCCUGCUUGAAGAUCGAGCAGGACGGAUGGAUACCGAAGCAGUUACUGGAUUACGCUGCCAUACUCAGAGCUCCGGUAAUCCUGCCAAAGACAUUUGCAAAGUGCCUUCUCUUUUGCAAACCUCUUCACGUUCUCCCUCUGCAUCCCUGCCUUCAAGACACAGAUCAUCUUUAACACUGUCCAGGCUUAAAGUGCCCCGUCGAACUCCAGUCAUACCAACGGCAAAUAUAAAGCUCCCUCCCGGCCUUUUCAAGUGUACAGAAUCCCAGGGCAGGAUUUCAGCUAACGAAGAGCCUCAGCUACCGGUGAGACGAAGGGAGCAGCCAGCGAGGCGAACUGAUCAAAUCCACUCGGUGUACAUUGCACAAGGGUCUGCCGUGGCCCACGCUCAGGAACUCUUGGAUGACUACGAACCAACAGCGAAAGUCAAACGGAGGUUUUCGGACCCGUACUCUCACGCUCCCUGUAUAGAAAAGUGAAAGAUGCUCUCUGGGCUUCUUUGAAGUCGACUGCAGCCUUGGCUUUAACCCUUUGGAGGCUGUGACCUUGUUUUGCAUGGCUGCUGGGAAGGUGGCCUGGAAAUAGACAGUACUGUGAGGGUUAAACAAGGUUGUUUCAAAAGAAUACUCCUCACUUUUAAGUUAAAACCCUGCAGUGAAAGUAGAACCGGUGAGUAAAAUACAUGAGUUGAGUGUAGAGCAAAAGUCCCUUGACUCUGCUGCCGUGCCUGUUUCCAUUUGCCUUACGACGGACUCCAAUGGGACCAACAGUGAGUGUGGGUCAGUGUGUGUUGCCUUGAUUUUGUAUGGUUUUAUGACAACUUUCUGUGUGGUUUACAGAACUGUUCAUGUUGUAAUAGUCUUAACUGAGACCAAACUAUAUAAAAACGUUUAUUAAUACAUUGCACUUUUAAAA
Molecule: messenger RNA, 7166 nt
Organism: Pezoporus flaviventris
Lineage: Eukaryota; Metazoa; Chordata; Aves; Psittaciformes; Psittacidae
Gene: MYO9B
Product: myosin IXB
Exons: 41
Coding region: 203-6730 (2175 amino acids)
Biological process (GO): actin filament-based movement; Rho protein signal transduction
Cellular component (GO): myosin complex
Molecular function (GO): protein binding; ATP binding; microfilament motor activity
Source: RefSeq, a predicted model, not a curated record